UUCGGCGCCGCCAAACACUUCCCGCAGAACUCGUGCUAUUGUCUGCGCAAAGACGUCAACGACUGCGACAAAGACGGCCUUCUCGAGCUCUCGCACUGUUUGCGACAGACGGGCGGCGCUCCCGUCGCGCUCUCGUGGCCGUACUUUAUGGACGCCGACCGCCGCCUCCGCGACGACAACAUGCGGCUUCGGGGGGCGCUUCCCCUCACGUUCGACAAUUACGGCACUUUCCUCGACAUCGAACCGACGACGGGCGCGCCUUUGAAUGCCGUGAAGCGAAUGCAACUCAAUGUCCGCAUCGGACACUCGGAGGCCAUAAAGUGGGUGUCUUUGGAAGUGCUGGAAGUCUUACUCUUAUCUCUUCUCUCUCCGCAGACAACUGAACGCCACGCGCAAGGGAAAGGACUUCUUGGUGCCCGUGCUUUGGGUCGAACAGGUAAACCGCUCUUUCAGACGGCAUUCCCUCUAAACACGUGUUUUGGCCGACAGUCGGGCGCUUUGGACGACAAGUUCGCGGAAAUGUUUAAAUCGCAACUCAUAAACACGAAGCGCGCGGUGACCGCAGUUUCCGUCGGCCUAAUCGUCGUCGGCGUUCUCGCGCUCGUAAUCGCCGUCUAUUUGGUCUUCAAAAACAUGAAUCAAAACCAA
Messenger RNA from Oppiella nova, 648 nucleotides. NCBI's taxonomy places the organism in Eukaryota, Metazoa, Arthropoda, Arachnida, Sarcoptiformes, Oppiidae. The record is from the annotation of a GenBank genome assembly.